This is a messenger RNA of Magallana angulata, 1060 nucleotides long. Its product is annotated as protein transport protein SEC24-like. The record is from RefSeq and is a predicted model, not a curated record. The coding region runs from base 93 to 974 and encodes 293 amino acids. The transcript has 4 exons. NCBI's taxonomy places the organism in Eukaryota, Metazoa, Mollusca, Bivalvia, Ostreida, Ostreidae.
UACUUGUCAUUUUCUGUUAAAGCAACCUGGUGCUGUGGUUCUGGACCGGACUUGUUACGUUCAUAAUUUAUAUAUUGUAAAAAAUAAUAAUAAUGAGCAGGCACGGGGAAUAUGACUUUCCUGCCCCGCCACCCAUGUCGGGGGAAUUCGAGUGUAUUCCCUUGCACGAUCAGACGAUGCCAGUAACAGAACAACCAGAGAGGAUAUUCAUUGGUCAACCGGAUAGAACACCAAGGAUACAAGAAACAUCCCAGAAAGGACAGAAUUAUGGCGGUCAUGAGGGCCCUAUGUCACCAUCAUACCGCUCCGAUUUUAUGCCCCCGCAAUAUAGACAGGAAGAUAACAGGUUGAUGAGGGACAACUCAAUCGCCCGGGGAACAGGCCAGUCUCAAACGAUGCCUAGACCUGUCCAACAGCAACCUGUCCAACAGCAACCCAUUUCCCAUACAGAGCCGAGCAGACCAAUGCAAAAAUAUUCCCGCCCAUCGUCGCUUUCAGCUGAACCAAACAUGCAGAGACAAACUGCAAAACAGGACCAGUACCGGCCCCCGCCCGUUGCCCAGAAACCUGGUCAGCGACCGGUGUUUAAUUACCUCGGACAAUCAAACCCCGUAGCAACAGGCAUACAGAGGCAGUUAUACCCGCAAUUCAUCAAACCUUCACCGCGGAACUGGAGCUCAGGACUAUGUUCUUGUUGUUCCGACAUUAAAUCAUGUUGUGGAGUGUUUUGGUGUGGUUGUUUCUUUUAUCCAUGCUUUUUAUCGAAGAAGCUAGGAGAGCACACUUGUCUGCCAUGUAUAAUGAGUAGCACUUGUUCUUUGAUAUCUUUACGUACCAAACUGCGCACACAAGCCCGUAUAGAAGGAACAGUCUGUUCCGACUGCUGUACUGUCGUCUUCUGUCAAUGUUGUGCCAUGUGUCAAAUGUCACGUGAACAUGAUUUCGCCACCAAGCACCGUAUAGUGCAGAACUAGCUACAGACAAAAACAAGAUCAGUGUUUUCGUCUAUUGAACCGAAUUUUCCACAAACAUAAUUUGGAACCCGUAGUUAAUAUGUAAU